UCCUGUCUCCUCAGGGUCGCUGAGAGCGCUGCUCCCCCUCGUCCCUCAUCGGCCCGCUGCUGGGUGCGCUGGCCGCGGAGUCCCGGAGGGCGGGAGUGCGGGGACCCGGUUCCCUGCUACCCGGGUCGAGCCGCGCGGUUUGCUGCUCGGCUGGCCUUCCGGGCAUGGGCAGGUUUUCUCUGUGGGUUGAAAUGUCUUUGAUUUUAUCUGCCUCAGUCGUUCGUGUCAGAGAUGGACUGCCGCUUUCUGCAUCUACUGAUUAUGAACAAAGCACAGGAAUGCAGGAGUGCAGAAAGUAUUUUAAAAUGCUCUCAAGGAAACUCGCUCAACUUCCUGAUAGAUGUACACUGAAAACUGGACAUUAUAACAUUAAUUUUAUUAGCUCUUUGGGAGUGAGCUACAUGAUGUUGUGCACUGAAAAUUACCCAAAUGUUCUCGCCUUCUCUUUCCUGGAUGAGCUUCAGAAGGAGUUCAUUACUACCUAUAACAUGAUGAAGACAAAUACUGCUGUCAGACCAUACUGUUUCAUUGAAUUUGAUAACUUCAUUCAGAGGACCAAACAGCGAUAUAAUAAUCCCAGGUCUCUUUCAACAAAAAUAAAUCUGUCUGACAUGCAGAUGGAAAUCAAGCUGAGGCCACCUUAUCAAAUCCCAAUGUGUGAACUGGGAUCAGCCAAUGGAGUCACUUCUGCAUUUUCUGUUGACUAUAAAGGUGCUGGUAAGAUUUCUUCUGCUCAUCAGCGACUGGAACCAGCAACUCUGUCAGGGGUUGUGGCAUUUAUCCUUAGUCUUUUAUGUGGAGCUCUGAAUUUAAUUCGAGGCUUUCAUGCCAUAGAAAGCCUCCUGCAGAGCGAUGGUGAGGAUUUAAAUUAUAUCAUUGCAUUUUUUCUUGGAACAGCAGCCUGCCUUUACCAGUGUUAUUUACUUGUCUACUACACCAGCUGGCGAAACGUCAAAUCAUUUUUGACUUUUGGCUUAAUCUGUCUAUGCAACAUGUAUCUCUAUGAACUGCGCAACCUCUGGCAGCUUUUCUUUCAUGUGACAGUGGGAGCAUUUGUUACACUACAGAUCUGGCUGAGGCAAGCCCAAGGCAAGGCUCCCGACUAUGAUGUCUGACGAUGCCCUUCACAUGCAUUGCCUUGGCUUCAGGGGGAAAAGGAGGGAACAUAUUUUAACUGCCACUGCCACUGUGAUGAAGAACCCAGUCAGCACAGAUGAGAAGCUCUGCUGGCUUUCUCUCCAACCCUCCCUUCUUUUUUACAGAUCAGCAUGGCAUGCCUAGGAGCAUGUAAGCCUGCUAGGAAAUGCCUCUUGGAAGUAUCUUGGAAAUGGAAUGCCAGGGCUUUCUCAUUGGAAGACCUGGGAGGCAACAUGAAUUCUCACCAUAUAGCUCAACCACAACCUAGGCAUGAAACAUGCUCUGAGAACCAAGCAGGAACUCUACAGCCUGAGUUUGCCUUUGUGAAGCACUAAUGUAGACCAAGUAAAAAGAUGCUGCAGGAAUUGGGAAGUUUAUGUCCUAAAAUAAUGACUGUACUAAAUAGCAGAUUAUUUGCACAUUUGUAGUACCAAGAGCUUAUGAAGUCCAGAGUGCCGUGAAAUUGAUUCUUGUACUUUUCUGUUUCUGCCAAGUUCUAACUCUGAAAGCCACCUGGCAUGGGAGAAAGCUGUGAUGAGUACAUCUGUGGAGUAUCACAGACGCUUGACAGCACAGUGACGUGUUUCCUUUCUAGACCAUGUUGUCAUUUC
This is a messenger RNA of Nannospalax galili (Upper Galilee mountains blind mole rat), 1748 nucleotides long. It is a transcript of the gene Sec22a, whose product is annotated as SEC22 homolog A, vesicle trafficking protein. The transcript has 7 exons. The record is from RefSeq and is a predicted model, not a curated record. The coding region runs from base 165 to 1115 and encodes 316 amino acids. Gene Ontology annotation, biological process: endoplasmic reticulum to Golgi vesicle-mediated transport. NCBI's taxonomy places the organism in Eukaryota, Metazoa, Chordata, Mammalia, Rodentia, Spalacidae.